Messenger RNA from Lacerta agilis (Sand lizard), 2962 nucleotides. It is a transcript of the gene MPL, whose product is annotated as MPL proto-oncogene, thrombopoietin receptor. The transcript is spliced from 12 exons. Bases 212 to 2503 code for a protein of 763 amino acids. Gene Ontology annotation, biological process: cytokine-mediated signaling pathway; hemopoiesis; positive regulation of cell population proliferation. The record is from RefSeq and is a predicted model, not a curated record. Gene Ontology annotation, cellular component: external side of plasma membrane. Gene Ontology annotation, molecular function: cytokine receptor activity; protein binding. Lineage: Eukaryota; Metazoa; Chordata; Lepidosauria; Squamata; Lacertidae.
CCCAGACCUGAGCCACCCACAUUUGCCUGGAGCCCCCGCCCCCCCCCCCCAAUUCACAACGUUCACAGACUAUUCUUAUUCUGAGAACACUGCCAGCUCCUGCCCAGUCCUCUACGACAUCCAGUGCUUCCUGCCCAAAGGCCCUGUCCUUAAGAACCACCACCACAAGGGCAAGACAUACUGCCUAUCUGAUCAUAGCAGCCUCCAGCCAAUGCUGCCACUCUUGCAGGCCAUGGCGCAGUGGUUUCGGGCUGGGGAAGUGGUGGGGCCCAGGACUGGAGGAGGCCUUUACACAGGCUUCCUGAGCAGCUGGCCUGACACUUCCCAGAUAAGCUUCCCUUGCACAGGUCCAGCAACAAAGGUUCAGAGCUCUGGGGUUGACUGCUACGUUCACUGGAACAAAGAGCCAAGCAGUCCCUGUCUGUUACCUCAGCAGGAGUGCAGGCCACUGAUGUAUCCAUGUGUCCAAUGUUCUGCCAGAGCAUAUACUGUUGACUUCAGCAGUGCGGAGGUACAAGAUACUGACUUGGGUCUGAUCCUGGAUGUACCUCCCAGUAGGAUGGCAGUUCCUCUGUGCUUGGUGAGGCCACUGCUUGCCAUACUCUUGCUCAUCUCGUUGCCUGUGCUGAACUGUGUCUACAUCACAGAUGAAGAGGCUGAUCUACUGGCUGAAACAGCUCAGGACAUCUUCUGCUUUUCUCGAACCUUUGAGGAUCUCACUUGCUUUUGGGAUGAACCAGCACAUGUGGAUGGGGCAUAUCGGCGCUUCUUCUAUACAUACAAAGGAGACAGAAGCCGAGAAUGCACUCUGCGGUCAGCAAAGCACAGUGAUGGAGGCUGGCGCCAUGUCUGCAUCUUCCCCAGGAACCAUCAGGAUAUUUUGCUCUUUGCAGAACUCCAUGUCGAGGUGUUAGACACCAUUAGUAAUCACACCACUCGCUCUCAGGAUCUCUCAGUGGCGUCUGUUGGUCUGAUUGCUCCACCAAUGAAUGUAACAGUGGCAUGGCCUGGAGUGGCACGACAGUUGCAUGUGACCUGGACCCUUCCACCUUUCCACUAUGCAGACUUCUUGACCUAUGAGGUUCUUUACAGUGCUGAAGGCUCCACCGAGCCACCAUCCAGGAUGGAAGUGAAGAACAGCCAUACAUGUCGCCUCAGAGACCUGCUCCCUGGGCACUGCUACCACAUCCAAGUGCGCACCAAGCCUGAUGGCCUCUCGCUAGAUGGGCUCUGGGGACCAUGGUCUCCAGUAGUAUUAGCAGAGACACCCCAUCUCCCUGAGGAAAUUGGCCUGCAGUGCUUCACUCCUGACCUACGCCAAUUGCGCUGCUGGUGGAAGUGGGAGACCACAGAGCCUGGCCCCUCUCAAAGCAUAUUGUACUGGGCAGAAGAGAACAGCAGAAAUUCAAGAAUGCAAACCUGGCAGAGGUGUGAAGGGAAAGAAGAGGAGAUUAAGCCCCACUAUGACCGCCAUAACCAGACAUGCACCUUCCAGCCUAGCAACACAAGUUAUAUCUCUGUCCUGGUGAUUCUCAGCCAAGGGCAGCAAGAAGUCAACUACUUGAAAGAGCCAUUCCAACUGCACCAUGUUGUACUCACUGCUCCACCAAGCAUCCUGCAAGUCACUGUAGACAGAGGUGUGCUAAAGCUGGAGUGGGCACCACCACUGGAAGAAUUAGCUGAACAUAUGGUGUAUCAGAUACAGUAUGCAGUGCAAGACACCUCAAAAUGGAAGACUCUGCAGGUGCAGUACUCAAACAGCAGUGAAAUUCAUCUGGCAACCGGGGGCCACUGCUGCCUUCAGCUGCGUGCUCAGCCAGAUGGACAGAAGUUCCAAGGGAACUGGAGUGUGUGGUCAGAACAUGUGUGCACUGAUGUCCCACCUGGUUCAGGUUCAACCAUCUUAAAUGUGACACCUGCUCUGUUGCUCUGUGCAGGGCUUGUAUUGGGGCUGGGCUGCAUCUUCAUGUCCAUUCACAGCAGUCUGAAACAAAAGCUCUGGCCGCCCAUCCCAGACCUUCACCACGUCCUGGAUGGAUUCCUUGAGGACAAUGGAAAGCACCAGGUAAAUGCUUUCUUCUGCAACAAAACUUUAGAGGACACACCUUUGACUUGCCUGCUUGAAGUCCUGUCUGAGAUACCCCUGGAAAUGCCUAGCAGUAGCCCUCUCCUAGAUAGUACUCAGCUGCACCAGACAGAAAGGGACAUCCAGGCUUCUUCACACUUGUACUACAUGGUGCCAAGUCCUAGCAAUCCCCAAGGGAAUAAUAAUGAAAAUGAGUAUUUUGGUGCCACUGAUGAUGGGCAUGACACACUCUCACUGCCCUUGGAACAUGAUCUACACAUAACUUCAGAACUGAAGGUCCAGCUAAGUAUCUUCACCUUGUUCAGCACACCACUUUGGGCUCCUGACACAAAAGAGGAAAGAAGAUGGGAAACUUCUGGGGACGAGUCUGUGUCUGCCACACACAUAUCAAACCAGUCUUACCUGCUCAUGGGCUGACUGGACAUGCUCAUUAGAGGGUGGCAACAAGAAAUGAUGUGGUUCUGUAGAUUUUUGCAGAAGAUAUUCUCAGCUGCUGCAUGGAAGGCAUUUUGCUAAUUCCUGCACAUUGAAUCUGUUUCCUGUCCUUAGCAGCUGACUGCAUUAGGCUGAGGGAUAAGAGUAAAAACUGAAUGGGAGAUAUACCUACAUGGCAACUGGUAUUCAAGGUCCAUCAUAUAUAUUUCCAAAUGCAGUGCAAUUCCUAAGAAACUACACCCUAUUGAUUUACCCAUUUGAUUUUUAUAGCAUGAGAGCCAGAGAUAGCUGCAAAAAGCCACUUAGGACUUUCCACAACAUAGAGAAGUAAAAUGGUCGUUGCAUGGGAUGUUAUGCUGAUUAUGAGAGCCAAUCACAGCAAUAUGUGGUGAGCAUAGGAAUGUAUAUAAUCUGUGGCUUAGUCUUAAUGUGAUAACUCAC